AAAUGGCACUGUUACGGCAGUGUAUUAAAUACUAUAAGAUAAACUAAGUAGGAGAGUGUUUACUUUACUCUUAGUAAUUAAAAUAUCCCUAAUUAAACCCAAUAAAAUUAUUUUCGUUGUAAUAUUCAAACCAUUAGUUGUAUUGUUUUAACUUUAAUUUACAGGUGAAACAUUUAUUUUAUCCGUAUUUUAUUUUGAAAGGAGAAGUGCAGUUCCGGUAUGGUCCGGUUUGGCAUUUACUUUAUUUGCGUCCUUGUUCCAUCACAAAAUACGAAACAAAGGUUGACAAAAACAUAAAAUAUAUUCUAAAGGUUUUACGAUUUUAUUUGUAUUUAUAUACCAGCGGUUUGGUUGGUACACUGUUGAUCAGUCGGAACCUUGGCACAGGGAGCUUUGAGCGUUUCGGACUGAAAAUGGCCCACUGCUUCCUUGUUUAAAACAAAACACUGAUCUCAUGUGAGCGCGUGGAGCCAAUGUUGACAAACAGAAUGGAUAAACAUAUCGGUCCCCCUCUCCCCUUCGCCUCUCUACGCCUCCUGCUCUCCCCUGUCCGGCUGGUGUCCGGGGCCAUAUGGCACACGGUCCAGCAUCAUCUUGUGUCGGAUUAUGGGAUGCUUGAGGAGUUUGUUUCAAUGGUCACAGACAUUGUCCCUGAGCUACUCUCCAUUGAACAGAAGACCCAGCUUCUUCUGGGACUCCGGGCACGGAAUGGUAUCCCUGGAGAGUUUGGCUGCAGCUAUGAUGAUCAGGCCCUGGUCAACGUAACAUGGCAUUUUCUGACCAGACUGGAAAAGCUUUUCCCUCUGCAGACCAUCCAACAGGUUGCCCUCAUGCUCGUCGACAUUCCCUCUGCUCUCGAAGAGUGUUUGAAGUCAGUCGCUCACCGCGGCGAGCUCCAAACGCUCCUUGGUUGUCGGAAAGAACUUCUGGAUAAGAAUGGUUGUCCCCUUGAUGGUGCAGGUGAAACUUCAGCUCUGCACCUCUGUGUCGGGGAUAAGAUCAAAGCAGAGCAGGGGCAUCAGGCCCAUUCUCUGCCUGAUGUCCACAGAUGCGGUUCACAGAUAGAAGGACCACAUGCAAGCACUGCAGUUGCAAUGUCGGAGGACAUGGAGAUGGCCGUGGAGAAGGAGGCAGUAGAAGGGACGAGCAGUCAGGAAUUAAUGGAUGUUUGUGACAAAGAUUGCCUAGUCCUGUUGAAAAGGCUUGACGACGUUCCCACUGUGCAACGCAGACCUGUGAGGUCAAACAGAGGGUUGAAAAUGAAAAGGAUUUUGCUUGAAGAGAAGAACCGCAGAAGGAAAAUGCCGUCCAAAAAAGUCCUGCCCAGAACAAAAAUUUUGAUCCCAGAACCCAGUACACAGAUCUCCAUCGACCCGUUCCCUUCUGUAACUUAUACAGUCGUGGCUGAUGAGGACACUAAUGUUGGAAGUUCCAGUGCGGAGGAUUCUUUGUCUGAUUGUUCGAACACACGCAGUUGCUUCGUCAAGCUGGCAUCUCCCACGGAAGGCAAGAAACCUUUAAUUACCCGCGAAAAGCAGGACACUCUCAAAAUCAGUCUUUCGGCAAAUUCAACCUCGAUGAAUAAAGGCCUUUGUUUAAUUUGCAACAAGCAUGUGCAGACGGACAUGAAGGAACACAUGAAAGCCCAUUUUCCUGACGGGGUCUUAACCUGUCCACGAUGUGACACAGUUUUUAAGAACAUGCAAUCCUUAAGGCUACAUUUUAAAAGGGUUUGCUUCGAUCAGCUGCAGAUAGAGCCGGACAAGGUUGCCCUGGCUCUCUACCAGUGCGAUGGAUGUGAAAGAUCUUUUAAGUACAAAUUACAGUUAAACAGGCACAGACUUGUCCACAGCCAGCUCUACUGUGAGAUAUGCGAGAGAGUCGUGCGAGACGCCGAAACCUUGGCGCGACACAAGGUGUCUCACAAGCCUUUUCAGUGCAUCCUUUGUGAGAAGAACUUCGGUAUCUUUAAGCAUUUGGCCAGUCACUGCAAGAACGUACACGAGUUGAGCGAACCCUACAAAUGCCAACACUGUCCGAAAGUUUUCUCCAAGUUCCAUAUUUUUAUUGGACACGAGUGGCAACACACAGGCCAACUCCCCUUCCAGUGUUCCAAGUGCUCUAUGAACUUCAAACACGACGCAGAGCUGGCUAUCCAUCUACGGGUGCACACGCACGAGAAACCCUUCCUGUGCACGGACUGCGGUAGGUACUUCGCAUGCAACUCAAACAUGAUACGGCACAGAAGGAUGGUUCACGAUGAGUCCUUGCAAGUGCAGCACUUCUUAUCCUCUCGGAGGAGAAAAGAGAGCACACUUCUGAAGGAUCAUAUGUCGCUGUCUGGCAAUGAGUCCAGUCUUCCGCGCCCGUAUGAAGUGGAAGCGAAGGAUGGAGCAAAUAUUGAAAAACAUAACGGCGAUCUAGUCAGCUUGCUCCAGGACCCCUCUCACGUAGCUCCCAGCCAAGACAACUUUUUGUCCAGUUCCUCAACUGAUCGUUCCUCUGUUGCCCUUACUGAUCACGAUGAUGGUUUGGUGGCAUUGAAAGAGCAGGAUGCGCCACUGAGGAAAAUUCCUGCUACCAGUAAGACCAAUUCCUCAACCCAAAGAAGCCUAUGUUUCAUUUGCAAGAAACAUGUGCAGCUGGAUAUGAAGGAACACAUGAAAACCCAUUUCCCUGAUGGUGUCUUAACCUGUCCGCGUUGUGACACAUUGUUCAACAGCAUGGGUUCUUUGAGGAUACACUUUAAGAGGAUUUGCGUCGAACAGCUGCUGAUAGAACCAGGCGAGGACCGAGUUGGCCAUGGUCUGUUUAAGUGUGAUGAAUGUGUAAAGUCUUACAGGUACAAGUUGUCGUUAGACGGGCACAAGCGCACUCACAACCAGCUCUACUGUGAGGUGUGCAGGAGAGUCUUACGAGACGCCGAAACCCUGGCACGACACAAGGUCUCUCACACGCCUUUUCAGUGCACCCUUUGUGAGAAAGACUUUGGGUUUUUUAAGCAGUUGUCCAGGCACUACGAGAACACCCACAAGCUGAGCAAACCCUACAAAUGCAACCAUUGUCCUAAAGCUUUCUCCAAGCUGCGUUUCUUUAUUCGACACGAGUGGAAACACACAGGCCAACUCCCAUUCCAGUGCUCCCAGUGCGCCAUGAAGUUCAAACAGGACGCAGACCUGGUGGGUCAUCUACGGGUGCACACGAACGAGAAGCCUUACCUGUGCGCCGACUGCGGCAAGACCUUUUCUCGCAACUCCAACCUGAGACGACACGUCAAAUUCCGCCACAGCGAGUCCAGGGAAAUGCGGCACUUUACGUGCACCCAGUGCAGCAAGACCUUCAAAGAGAAGGGAUCCCUGCAGAAGCACGUGCAGCUCAAACACCAGAAUCACAAGAAUGCGCGCCACCCGUGCAACUACUGCGGAAAGAUGUUCUCCCAGUCCGGGAUGGCGAGGCACAAAAUGAUCCACACGGGGGAGAAGCCUUUGAAGUGCCACAUUCCGGACUGCAACCAACGCUUCCGGUCACCUUCGGAGGUGAAGAAUCACGUGCUGCGCCAUCACACUGUGGAUCGCCCGUUUGAGUGCAACACCUGCGGGAAGGGUUUCAUACGGGUCUCGAUCCUCAACGAACACAUGAAGAUCCACUCUGGAGAGAAGAAACAUGUUUGUUUAGUCUGUGGCAAAGCGUUUCAGAAGGCCUACAGUAUGGCCAGACACAUACAGCUAGUGCAUACACCCAAAUAACCCAAGAAUUGUAGCUAUGUUGUACUUAAAUGUGACAUAAUAUUGUGUUUUCACAACAAGUAAACAGAAAACACAUUUUUGAAGUUGUUUGUUUGGAAGCUAGCUUAUAUCAUGGGCUAGCUGAUGAUAUAAGGAAAAAAGUAAUGUUCAAAUAAAUGUGGUACGAACUGUGGUCUAGGGGUAGUUCACUCAUAUGGAUGUCUCCAGUCUACCCAGGGGCAAACUGUAACACUGUUGUUUUUUAUUGGUCGUCAUGAAAUAAAAAACAUAAGGGGUAACACUGAUGUUUUUCUUUGGUCGUCAUGAAAAAAAUCACAAGGGGUAACACUCGUUUUAAUCUAAUAAAACAUGAGGGGGUAACACUGUUGUUUUUAUCAAAUGGAACAAAAGGGGUAACACUCGUUUUUUAUCUGUCAUCAUGAAGAAAACAUAAGGGGUAACGCUGUUGAUAUUUAUCAAUUAAAACAUAGGGGGUAACACUGUCGUUUUAUCAAAUGAAACAUGAGGGGUGACACUCAUUGUUCUUUGGUCGUCAUGAAAAAAACCAUAAGGGGUAACACUGCUGUCUUUGUCGGAUAUAAUAUAAGAGGUAACACUGUCGUUUUUUAUUGGUCGGACUCAUCAUGAAAAAAACCAUAAGGGAAAUAACUUAAAUACACACAUACAUUUUAAUGUCAGGUAUAUCCUCUUUAUUGAUGAUUGAUUAUUGUGUAUUGUCAUCGCCUCAGUGGUGCAGUGGAGUGAACUCUGCCUAACCCAAUGGAGACCGUGGCUCAUUUUCUGUGGAAAACACAAUAUCUUUUGUGCAUCAUUUUAAACGUAAUGCUAUCAUGUCUAUUGCACUGUAAUUAAAUUACAGAUCUCAGUGGGAAGUGGAGAGAGCUGUGAGGUAACCCCCUGGAGACCGAGGUUCAAGUCCGUCCGGUUGAUGUCAUCUGUUGGAAGACUCAUCUCUAUUUCAUGCGAAUUAUAAGGUCAAGUAUAACCUUUGUGAUGAGUUUAUCCGGUGAUGGUGCAUUGUUAUGUUUGGAGGUUAACACUCUAAACAGCUCAGUUUCGGAUCCCCGCAAAAACGUCGACAGGGGUGCCACUGUCGUUAUAAAUUGGUCAACAUGGAAAAAACAUAAGGAGUAACUGUUGUUUUUUAUCGGCCGUCAUGAAAUAAUUAUAAGGGGUAACACUGUCGAUAUUUAUCAAAUAAAACGUAGGGGAUGUCACUGUUGUUUUUCUUUGGUCGUCAUGAAAAAAAACACAAGGGGUAACACUGUCGUUUUUAUCAAAUGAAACAUGAAGGGUAACAGUCGUUUUUAUCAAAUAAAACAUAAGGGGUGACACUGUCAUUUUGCUUUGGUCUUCAUGAAAAAAACCGGGGUUCAAGUCCAGUAGAUGUCAUCUGUUGGAAGACUCGUAUUUCUAUUUCAUGGGAAUUAUAAAGUCAAGUAUAACCAUUGUGAAGUCGUUAUUCUGUGUCUUGAUGGUGCAUUGAUAAGUUCGGAGGUUAAUACUCUAAACAGCUCAGAUUCGGUUCCCCGCAAAAACCUUUACAGGGGUACGACAGUCGUGUAUUAUUGGUCAACAUGGAAAAAACAUGAGGGGUAACUGUCGUAUUUUAUCGGCCGUCAUGAAAUAAACAUAAGGGGUAACCCUGUCGAUAUUUAUAAAAAAAAAAACAUAAGGGGUAACACUGUCGUUUUUUACCGGUCGUCAUGAAGAAAACAUAAGGGGUAACCCUGUCGAUAUUUAUCCAUUAAAACAUAGGGGGUAACACUGUCGUUUUUAUCAAAUGGAACAUGAGGGGUGACACUGUCGUUUCUUAUUGUUCGUCAUUAAAAAAAACAUAAGGGAAAUAAUAGAAAUACAGACAUUCUUUUUAAUGUCAUGCAUAUCCUCUUUAUUGAUGAUUGAUUUUUGUGUAUUGUCAUCGCAUCAGUGGUGCGGUGGAGUGCACUCUGCCUAACCUACUGGAGCCCGCGGCUCAAUUGCUUUGGAAUACACAAUAACCGGUGAUGGUGCAUUGUUAAAUUCGGAGGUUAACACUCUAAACAGCUCAUGUUCGGAUCCCUGCAAAAACGUUGACGGGGGUGCUGUCACGUUAAAAUUGUACCGGGGGCGAAAAUUGUACCGGCCUACGUCAUCGUUUGUUUACAUCCUGACAACCUGCCCGGCAACAGACGACGCGAUGCAGAAAACAUGUUUCCAAACGACGAAAUAACAUAAUACAGAUAGCGGAUCGCUAUCUGUAUUAUGAUAGAUAGCGAUAACACUUGUUUUUACUUUAUAUUUGUAUCGUAUUUAAUUGUUUAAUCGAAACAAUAAAAAAAUUUGCCCGCGAAACGGGUGAUCGCGCCAAAUGACAAAUGUUUUGCCCGCGAAACGGGCGAUCGCGUCAAAUGACGUAGGAGGGUUCUUGAAACAUAAUACAGAUAACGGAUCGCGAGAUAACACUUGUUUUUACUUUAUAUUUGUAUUGUAUUGAAUUGUUUAAUCGAAUUUAGCUAGUAAACUGAUUUUUUUCAGCAGGUUUCAUAUAGUCUAGAAUGUUCAAGAACCUUCCUACGUGAUUUGACGCGUCAUUUGACGCGAUCGCCCGUUUUGCGGGCAAAUUUUUUUAUUGUUUCGAUUAAACAAUUAAAUACAAUACAAAUAUAA
Gadus chalcogrammus (walleye pollock) is the source of this 6395-nucleotide messenger RNA. RefSeq names its product zinc finger protein 99-like. Lineage: Eukaryota; Metazoa; Chordata; Actinopteri; Gadiformes; Gadidae. The transcript has 5 exons. The coding region runs from base 474 to 3746 and encodes 1090 amino acids. The record is from RefSeq and is a predicted model, not a curated record. Gene Ontology annotation, molecular function: RNA polymerase II cis-regulatory region sequence-specific DNA binding; DNA-binding transcription factor activity. Gene Ontology annotation, biological process: regulation of transcription by RNA polymerase II.